AUGUCGAAGGAAAACAUGAAUUUACCAAAAGCCCCGAAAGAUCUGUGUUUCUCUGAAGUUGAUUUUAUUCAAGUAAGUGCAUUAAUUCUAUGCUGCAAUUUGCUGUGAAAUCAUUUCAAACCAAUAACUUGCGUCUUCCAGGGAAACUUCAAUGUUGACACGUUUCUUCAAGAACACAGAAAGAGCACGAAAUUGGAGACAAUGCGAGAUGAUCUUGGAAUAUACUUGAAACUGUUAAGAUCUGCCAUGAUCGACUUAAUUAACAGAGAUUAUACAGACUUUGUAAACCUGUCAAGCAACAUGAUCGGUUUGGACAAAGCUAUAAAUGAUCUACAAACACCUUUAGGACAGUUGAGAGAAGAAGUAAUGCAAGUACAACAGACUCUGGAUGAUGAAGUCACGACGAUUACCCACAACAUGAAUGAAAAUAAGAAAGUGCGAGAAUACAAGCAAAGUAUAUUUAGUUUACAGCAUAUUUAUAGAUCCUUGGCUAAGCUUUCGUCUAUACUGUCCUUAAAUACAUUUCUUGAAAGUCCUGUUAAGAUAAAUAUCUUGGAACAAGCAGCUGCGGAAUUUAAUCAGUUACAGUUUCACAUGUCCAGGUGCAAACUGAACAUUAUCAAUGAAAAGCGAGAAGAAGAAAAAAAACUUGAACAGUCUUACAUGACGCAUCUCAACGAGUUUUUCUUGGCGUGUUUACACGAGAAAAAUUCUGCUUUGUUAAUCCGUUGUCUGGGAAUUUAUGUCGCACUUGAUAAAAUAUCCGACGCAGAAGACCUAGUGAGAAAAGAGAUUGUCAGUCCAUUGGUUCACAGCGUAAUCAAUAUAGAAAACUUGAAAACUGAUUUACUAGGUCUACAAAAUAUAUACAACAGAUUGUUGAACAUUUUAGAUGUAGAACUUAAACAAUUGUUGGAUAUUACAUUACACCCAAAUAGACUUUCGGUGAAGGGUUUUAAUUUCUUGGUAAACAGUUUUUGGAUCGACGUGCAAGAAAAAAUUGAGCAAUAUAUCAAAUGCAUCUUCGCUCCUGGAGAUCCAGUAUUAUUCCAUUCGAGAUAUGUCGCAACCUUGGAGUUCUUGCAAAAGUUAGAAGCUGAGUGUGUUACAGCUGAAUCUUUAAUUACAUUACAAAAGAAUUCGCAGUACAAAAACUUUUCGAAAAAGUGGAAUUUGCCGGUAUAUUUCCAAAUUAGAUUUCAAGAAAUAGCUAGUGGAAUUGAGACGGUUUUAAUUGAACCAAUAUCACCAGCAUCUGUAAAAGGAACGUUGGAAUCCCCGACGCAAAGCGAGUUCUUCCUUCAUGCAACUUGUAUUAUAUGGGAAAAUGUACAAAGAAUUUGGGAUGAUAAUGUAUAUCUGUAUCAGCUUUUUCACAGAUUUUGGAAAUUGAGUCUUCAGAUAUGCGCCAGAUAUCGAAUAUGGAUUCAAUCAGUGCUCAAAGAAGUAUGGCCAAUAGAAAAUGAAACAAGCAAUUUAAACAAAGUAGAUAAUUCCGAGAAGCUUAACUUUCUAAUUUAUUUGUACAAAGAUGCGGAAAAAUUUGCAAACGUACUUCCGUCUCUUUUGGAGAUAGUUGGAUCGAAACUUAAACAAGAACAAAAAACACCAAGGGUAUUGACACUGUUAAAAGAUUCCCUCGAUGAAACGGUAAAGAAUUUAAAAACAAUUUCGCCGCAAAUUACGAACGAGAUAGUUGACGAAUUACUGAAACAAUGCGUAACACACUUGAAACAAGUCAGUGAUAUACCCAGAUUAUUUAGACGAACAAAAAGAGAAGUACCGACAAAACCAUGCGCUUACGUGAAAAAUUCUCUUGCAUUCCUUGUCAGUUUUCACACAGAAUACAAAAUAAUAAUACCAGAUAAUGUAAAUUAUUGGCUAGAAUUGACUCUUUCCAUGUUAACUGAACAUUAUCUAGCCUCCGUAACAGAUGUAUUAACUUCAGUGCAAAAAACUGAGGAGAGUUUAAGAAGAUUGAAAAAGAUACGCGAUAAAUCUACAGGAUCUCUUGCUUCCGAAAUUCAAGGAAUCAGCGACGAUGAAAAAAUACGAAUUCAGUUACAAGUUGAUGUACAAAGCUACGCUAAUAUGGUAAAAUCUAUUAUUAAAUAAUUCACGCCAUGAAUAUCGUUACAUUGCACAUGUAAACUGUAUUUCAGAUUACAGAGAUGCAGAUUUCGACUUCAAACGUGCUCCACAUGAAAGAGUUAUUGCACGCUGUUGAAACAGCAGUCAAAAGAUAA
Messenger RNA from Heterotrigona itama, 2246 nucleotides. NCBI's taxonomy places the organism in Eukaryota, Metazoa, Arthropoda, Insecta, Hymenoptera, Apidae. The record is from the annotation of a GenBank genome assembly.